Zonotrichia albicollis (white-throated sparrow) is the source of this 410-nucleotide messenger RNA. Lineage: Eukaryota; Metazoa; Chordata; Aves; Passeriformes; Passerellidae. The record is from RefSeq and is a predicted model, not a curated record.
CUGUCGGGAGCCACGGCCGGGAUCCUCGGCCUCACCGGCCUGCACGGCUUCAUCUUCUACUUCCUGGCCUCCGUCCUCCUGUCCGUGCUGCUUGUGCUGAAGGCCGGCCGGCGGUGGAACAAGUACUUCAAGUCGCGGAGGCCGCUGUUCACGGGGGGGCUCGUGGGAGGGCUCUUCACCUACGUCCUGUUCUGGACUUUCCUGUACGGAAUGGUUCACGUGUACUGAUGCACGGAAUGUUCGCCGCUGCCGGAGCUGCAGGACUCUUGCCAAAAGUCACUACACCAUAGGCCAGCUCACUUUCCCAACUGUUGUCCGUGGCUCGUGUCGUUAAUGCUGUUGGUAAAUUAUGUCCAAGUACGAAUUAAUCAGUAGCACUGUUCUAAUUAAACUGAAUGUGAAGCACCGUU